Molecule: messenger RNA, 944 nt
Organism: Spea bombifrons (plains spadefoot toad)
Lineage: Eukaryota; Metazoa; Chordata; Amphibia; Anura; Pelobatidae
Product: alpha-1,4-N-acetylglucosaminyltransferase-like
Biological process (GO): protein O-linked glycosylation
Molecular function (GO): acetylglucosaminyltransferase activity
Source: RefSeq, a predicted model, not a curated record
AUGUUAGCUGGUGAGGAGACAUCAUGGUACGAAAGGAUCGAUCCCACAUGGGAACAACACUGGAUACAUGUCAGUUCAGAUGGCUGUAGGUUGGCCCUAAUUUGGAAAUAUGGUGGAAUUUACAUGGAUACUGACAUCAUCUCAGUGCGACCCAUUCCAGAGAAGACAUUUCUGGCAGCUCAGUUCUCACAAGAUUCCAGCAACAGUGUUUUUGGAUUACCUCCCUGUCACAAUUUCACAUGGACUGCAAUGGAGGAUUUUGUAAAGAAUUACAAUGGAGCAAUAUGGGGACAUCAAGGCCCACAACUCUUCACACAUACUCUGAGGAAAUAUUGUAUCAUUCCGGAUUUUACAGCUGUUGAGGAUAUUAUAUGUGGAAACAUCACCUUUUUAAACCCGCAAUGUUUCUAUCCUAUUCCAUAUCCAUCUUGGAGGUUGUACUACAAAGUCUGGGAAAAAAUUCCAACGUUUAAUGACUCUUAUGCUUUACAUCUCUGGAACUACAUGAACAAAGAUGUUAUGACUAUGGUUCCAGGCAGUAAUACGGUGGAUAAUCUCUAUAAACAACACUGUCCCAUUACCUAUGGAGCCCUCCUACGGAACGAGCCUAUAUACCUUUAGCUGUGUUUAUCAUAAACGGAUGCAAACACCUUAUUAGUGUAUAAAAAGGAGUUAAGUUGCUGCAACAUUGCAAAUUGUUAAAUACUACUAUUGAUACUUUCUCAUAUCAUAGAAUAUAGCAAAACUUUGGACCUAUAGCCAAAAAAACAGAACAAAGACUGAAUGACAGAUAUAUGGCUCAUUUCUCUUACCCAACAUUCAUACAUUAGAAAUCUUUAGUUUAAUUCAAUGACCUGACUGAACCUUAAUUGACCAUAACAGUGAAAUAAAAACAUAAUCACUAAUUUAGCAGCCUGAAUAAACCUCAUCAAAGAGGUGCAUUG